GUCAUCUGUCGUUCCGAAUCAUUCCAAGAACCCAAUGGCCAUGGGUCGGAACCAAACAAAGCUCCGAGUUGGACCACCACACCAGACCUACAAAGGACCACUAUCAUACUUAUAGUGCGACUGCGAGAAUGAUAGGUUUUCUGGUUGCUUUUCAAAUCCUUGGCCUUGUCGUGGCGUCUUCCUCCGACCCGUCCGACAAAUGUUAUUUUGACCCUCUCCCUUCCAUACCACCCUCCACUGACCAUCGUAACAUCCCGUGGGGCAAGCCAACUAUAAAAUAUGCCAAUGGGACUACAUGUUGUUCCUCGCUAGACGAAGUUCGAGAUGAGUUGAACAACAUCGAUGCGCAGUUAUUGCAGUUACUCUCGACAAGAACUUCAUAUGUUAGAGAAGCAACUCGCUUCAAGGCCACAGUUGCAGAUGUCAACGACCCGUCUCGGAAUAAGCAGGUGAUACAGGGCGCUGUUCAUGAUGCUCCAUCAGUGCAUCUGCCACAAAUUGUCGCCCAGAAGGUGUACGAAGGCCUCAUAAACUCUAGUGUACUCUUCGAGGAAUGCAUCUUCGACACCUACGUUGAUCCUAAUAAGCAUGACAAUACUACUGGAACAUGCCACAAGAGUACUAGUUAAGCGUUCGAUAUUUACUCAGAUGGGCAGUUGCGCACAUCCAAGGAGAAUGAGGUGGUUUCCUCGCGGCUCUUGUCGUGGGCGACCUAUGCCUUUACCACUAUUAGAUACUGCUCGACAUCGAGAAACGACUCUUGCUGAUGCUUUCAGGUGUAAUUUUAUGGGCUUCAUUCAUGUCUCACUAAGGGUUGGUUGCACUAUAAUACUAUGCUACGCGGUUUAACCUGCACAAAGCAUUGGGGCCGGUGGUCAAG
This is a messenger RNA of Suillus paluster, 880 nucleotides long. RefSeq names its product chorismate mutase. The coding region runs from base 129 to 629 and encodes 166 amino acids. The record is from RefSeq and is a predicted model, not a curated record. Gene Ontology annotation, biological process: chorismate metabolic process; salicylic acid biosynthetic process. Lineage: Eukaryota; Fungi; Basidiomycota; Agaricomycetes; Boletales; Suillaceae. Gene Ontology annotation, molecular function: chorismate mutase activity. The transcript has 3 exons.